Molecule: messenger RNA, 1764 nt
Organism: Cyphellophora attinorum
Lineage: Eukaryota; Fungi; Ascomycota; Eurotiomycetes; Chaetothyriales; Cyphellophoraceae
Exons: 1
Coding region: 1-1764 (587 amino acids)
Source: RefSeq, a predicted model, not a curated record
AUGGCCUCCAUAGGCAACGUCUCUCGUGAGAAUGCCUCUCUACAGGGUGAAGCAAAAGCUGGCACGCCGCACAUCGACUCAGCUUUUGCAACGAAAGGAUAUCCCACUAAGGAUAAGCAGAUCAACCGCAUGCUGAGUGCUCUCCGGGAGGAACACAAGACUGCGGGACGCGCUUUGAGGAAGCUUCAAGACGACAUUGAUGGUCUCGGUCAUGAGGAGGACAGUCGAAUUCGCCAGCUUGACGAGCUCAAAGCAAAGCAAAUCGAACUGAAGGAGAAAGAGUCUGAGCUUCAAGAUUACAUGAGGCGUACUUCGUCAGACAUAGUAGGAUUACAAGCAGUCCGGCGGCGGCUGGUGCAGGUCGAGAACGACACGGACACGCGCAUUACAACUAGAACCAGGAAGUCAUUUGGCAGACUUUUCGGUCGCCUCUUCCACAAGCAGCACGUGAUAGAGUCCAUCGAUAACAGCAUUCCUGUUCCCACUCUUUCGUCGACAACAUGCACCGCUCAGGACAUUGCCUUCGGUUCAAACAAGCGCAUCGAGGAAGCCAUUCAAGACAUGUAUCCAGAUCAGGAAGCCAAUCCGAAUCCUCAACAUGAGCAUGGAGCCAAUUAUUCUCGGGCACCGACAUUGGUCCAGCGAGCGCUGAGCAGAUGUACGUUCGAGAGGUCGUCAAAUGUUCCAUACCCAACAACUGCGGUCUCAGCUGAUGUGUUGUCCUCGUCGUCGCCUAGCGUUCCACGCGUCGCGAUGACUAGGCUAAUGAGCCGCCGAAUCAAGCGCAAGCCCCUCCCCAUCACGAGCGACCUUAACAUCACUUUCGAUCCCAUGCACCUUGAUCCCAUCGCCAUCGACCUGCCGCAUCAAGACAGCUACACACCGCUCUUCGUGGAUGGCAAGAUCCCUUUGGUGUGCGAGAAUCACGCGCCGGCCCAGCUCAGCACCCUGACCGCUCUAGCUGUCACUCCAGUCAGCCCCUUUAGCCCGCAUCCACCAUAUGUCUACAUUCGAGAUUCGCCUGUAUCGCCUGCGUCACCAGACAUGCCAGUCGCUUUUGAUGCCGUCGCCAGCCAGCAAGGCUUAAGCUCAGCAAGCUCCGCCACCGUCGUCUCCCAGACCGAAAAGGAGGCUCUUCCUUGCUAUCUCCAAAAUCCUCGCGGCCCUGUCUUCGACACUUGGAGCGCGAAUAUCGACCUCAUGAACGAGAAGAUUGCGCAGCCCCAGAUUUGCGCCACUGUCCAUAAGCCAAACCAGUGUAUUUGUACUCCUCCUUUUCCUUCCCUCACUCCUGCCAAUAAUUCCCCCCGGAAGCUCUGGAAGUGGAAACGCAAGUGCCCAACCUGCGACAUGGCCCUCUGCAAAUCCUGCACCAAGUCACGGAAGCGAGCACAGGUCCACAACACGAGCAAGCGCGUGCAGCGCAAAUUGCAGCGACAGUGGGACAGGGAGAACUUGUGGAAGAUGGUGGCUCCUGGAGACGACAACGGUCCAUUAUCUGCAACAGAGGACAGAGACAAUUGCCUGUGUCACAUGUACGAGGGAAGCGGAGGGAGAUUCGUAGCACCUUUCUUGCACGGGAGACUGGCGGCGGCGCGAAAGCGAGCUGGUAGAGAUGACGAGUCUUCGUUGGGGUGUGAGGAUCCAUGGCCGGGAAUGGAAUCGGAGGACGGUUUGGUGAGCUGGCAAGCAGGUGAUGAGAAGAAGGCAACGUUGCAUCCCUCCACGCUGACCAGCAUGGCCAAUCUCGACCUACCGGAAUAA